Molecule: messenger RNA, 1081 nt
Organism: Tigriopus californicus
Lineage: Eukaryota; Metazoa; Arthropoda; Copepoda; Harpacticoida; Harpacticidae
Exons: 3
Coding region: 56-883 (275 amino acids)
Biological process (GO): autophagy; autophagosome organization; peptidyl-serine phosphorylation
Cellular component (GO): cytoplasm; autophagosome
Molecular function (GO): ATP binding; protein serine/threonine kinase activity
Source: RefSeq, a predicted model, not a curated record
GGGAGUACUAAGCGAUCAAGGACGAUCAGUCAAUCAGGUUGUGACUCUAGACACGAUGUCCGAAUCGCUUGAUUUGCCAAUCCUGAACUUGAGCGAUGAGUUCGAGAAAAUUCGAGUCCUCUCAUCGCCAAAUGUGGCAAAUGGUUCUUUUGGGUCGGUCUUAGAAGUCUACAAGGCCAAGAAUCCUUCCAACGUGAUAGACAUCCUCUAUUUGGCAGUGAAGAAGUAUCCACAAUCCAUCCCGAGUCUAUCCAAAGUCUACAACAAGUCCUUGAAGGACUUGAAGCAUAAACAUCUGGUCAGGAUCUUCGGUGAAACCACUCUCUCGGAUGGCCUUGUUGGAUUAGUGACGGAAGCUCAUCCAACGAACUUGCGGUCACUUUUGAACAAAGGGCCGGAAUUCGGGAAACCCCUGGCGAUCAACGGGAUCCGGAAUGUCAUUUCGCAAGUUCUUGACGGUCUAAUCUACCUACAUAUGCGCAAAGUGGUGCUGAUUCAUUUGAAACCCGAGAAUGUCAUUUUGGAUUCUCUCACACCACAAGUGACCAUGGUGGACUCAAAAGUUAAGAUUUCCGACUUUGGUUUUUUUCCAGAAGCCUUAUUGAGCGACAUCAAGGCCAAGGGUGGUUCCAAUAUGAUUUAUUUGGCUCCCGAAUUAAAGAAGUCUCAACCCGUCCCCAAAAUAAAACCGUCGGCUGACAUCUUCUCCUGUGGAAUGAUCACUUUCGAGAUGAUCUGUGGGCGAUCACCCAGAGUGACAGAUAAGCUGUCAAUGAUCCCAAAUCCGACCUUGCAAGACUUCGUUCGACUGAUGGUGAAACGCAAUCCUUCUGAGCGGAUUGGGGCUGAGCCUAUCUUUACACACUCAUUCCUCAGGAGUUAAAAGUUGAAGAAAAUAGCAAGGUGCGCUUGAGUAAUUGAGUGGAUCAGCAUAUUUCAAGAUGGAAGGAGGGUUGAAAUUUAAAGCAGAAAUAUUCCUGGAAUUGCAACAGUUCUAAAAAAAACAUUGAACUAAGCAACGAAUGACAAUUAAAAACAAGGUACUUUAUGUAUGAAUUGGAAUAAACGAAACUAAUUGUAA